AUGGUUCGCGGUGCCGACUACGAUAACGGAGUUCCCCAGAGUGACAAUCCCAUCGAGCCUGGCGUCACUAAGGUCCACGGCGUUGGCAACGAUAAUGCCCCUCUAAGCCACACCCAGAAGAUCGCUCCCAUGCCUGAGGUGACUGGUUCCCAACGCGAUGUCUUCGGUGGCCUCGCUCAUGCCGGCCCCAACCACUCUGGUAGUGGAAAGGGUGGCCACGAGCCCAAGAGCAUGGGUGAGAAGAAGGGUUUCGGUGCCCAGCCUGGUAUUUAA
Penicillium malachiteum is the source of this 273-nucleotide messenger RNA. RefSeq lists its product as uncharacterized. The record is from RefSeq and is a predicted model, not a curated record. The transcript is spliced from 2 exons. Lineage: Eukaryota; Fungi; Ascomycota; Eurotiomycetes; Eurotiales; Aspergillaceae. The coding region runs from base 1 to 273 and encodes 90 amino acids.